GGGAGAGAGGCAGGGGAUAAAACGGAAUGAGUUUGAGAGAGAGAGGCCUGAGCUAGCAAUUAUGCUAAUGGACACUCUGAAUCCUUCCUUGACCCUUGCUGUGUUUUAACGUGUAUCUCUUUCCCUCUUCAUGUAGAGAAAAACCACAACCGAUGGGUCAGAAACUGGAGAAAGUGUCCGAAAAGGAAGGAGGCACGUCAAACAUCUCCAAUGGAAGAGUGCAGCCGGAACCAGCUGGAGCGGAGGCCCAGUUGGAGCGCAGUGAACAGGCUGGUGCUGGCAACAGUGCUGGAGCUGGGUGCCCUGGGACAAGAGGAAGACUGAGUGUCAGCAGCAACCUGGCCACAGAAGAGGGGAGCCAUGACAUCACCGCCACCCCUGCCCCGACUGACGCCAUGUGCCAGGAGCCAAUGAGCCCCGCUCUAGACGAGGAACAGAGCCCCCCGACCGCCGGGGGAGGGGACGGAGGAGGCAGGGCUGUCACACGUAAGACAGACGGUGUCCUCGGCUCUGACAGGAGCACACAACACUCAGAGCCCUUAACGCACGAGAAAGCUGUAGGCGGUAAGAAAAGGGUCGACGCGAUGGAAGAGCAAGCCAGGAGUAAAUCCCUGACUGGAUGGGGGCGCAGGGACACAGAUGUAGAGGACAGGACAGAUCCGUCCAACACAGAACCAACCGAGGAGGACUUUGUUCUUCUGGAGAAGGAUGAUAACAAACCUCGGCACCCUCCAGUGUUGACCACUGACCCAGAGGGGAACGCCUCUGUUGCUGGGGAUGAUCAGAGGCCCGUUGAGGACAGUCUUCAGGUGUCUUCGGGAAAGAAAGACCAGGAAUCCGCCAAGGAGACCUCACAGACCUUCUCAACGUAUGGUGACGAGAAAAGCAAAUCGCAGUGUUUGUCACAAGUAGUGAGGUAUGAGGAGGCGAGCAGCACGGGGAACCUUUACGGCUGCGAUGCACAUUCGCCGUGGUCACAUGCCGCUCGUUCAGAAAGAGCAGAUCCACGUUCGGCUGAACACGAGAGGAUCGGUGAUAAACGCUGUUCUAAUGAUGAUUUAAUUCGAUUGAACAUAGAGGAAGAACUCGAUGAGGAAACUGAACAGUUAACUACGCUCAUCUCAGAAGCAAAGCCUGAUACCAUUAGUUGUUCACAAACCGAGAAAGAGGAAGAAGCCCCGGCCACACCCAUGUAUGAGCCACCACAGAUGAAAGACACACUGAGAAGGGAGGCAGAGCCAGACUGUGUGAAAGAUAACAGGUUUGGAGCAAGCAAAUCAAAUCGAUGUGAACCUGGAGGACCUGGGUCAUCAACAACAGAUCUACACAACUACAGGCGGCACGCUCCCCAGCCUUCACCAAGGCUAAAAGCCAAAGAGGGCAGUGACAAAAAGGAAGUGGAGAGUGCACUGCUAGCGCAACAAAACAGUAUUGACUUCACCCAGACAGAGGACAGAACCGGUUCCGGCGUUUGUCUGCAUGCAUCCGUUCCAGUGGAGAGGCCUAAGACCAAGGGUCCUCCUCCACCAGUCCCAAAGAAGCCCAAAAACCCCUUUAAAACUCCCGCUGUGAAAACACGCUCUGUGGAUGAGCAGCAGAGAGCGGAUGAUUAUCACCGCAAAGACAAGAAGAGGAGACAUUCCCAUCAGGUCAACCGACAGGUUUGUCACACGGCCCCGGAGGACCUCUGUGUUCUAUGGGACAACACCGGGGCUGCUUACACUGUUCCUUCCAACGUGUACACGGCAGAUAACUUUCAUCCAACGGACGAUGAUUUGGAACAACAUAGGACACCAACCCGGGAGGAAAAGUAUCGAAACAUCAUUGAUUUUAACGCUUGGGCACAAAUGGUAAAACGUGCCGCAGAAGAGGAGGAACCGAAACAACUAGACAUGUUGGAUGAACGAUCCUGUUUGGAAAAGAAGGCUAAACUCAAAGGCCCACCGCCUCCUGUACCUAAAAAGCCCAAGAUUCGGUUUGUCCCAGAAACGGUUCCGACGUCAGACGACGUAGCUUGGCCUUCAGAUGACGAGGAGAUACAUGCACUACAGAAGCUGUUGUGUGGGAGUGUGGAAGACGAUGACCCCGAGCUCCGGCUGGAUAAGGUCAGCACAGAUGUCCGCCGGGAGAAUGUCAGUGACCUCGGUGACCAGAGAGUUCAUAGCGGUCGGUGUGGGCGUGGCGGCUGUGAGGUCGUGCCUGAAGCUGGCAUGCAGACAUAUAGGCCGGUGGCCCAACUCAUUAAGCAGACCAACCAGAUGCACCAGAGUAUCAGGAAAGCAGAGCGGACAGAACCCCUCGCCACCAAGUGCAUUGCAGGGCCUGUGGCCCAGGGGCCGAGUCUGAAGGUAUCACAGAUGAGGAAGUCCUUUGAUGUCACUAAGAGGCCUGCAGAAACACCACCAGUAACAAAGCCAGAAUCCAAAAAAGCAGAUAUGUUCAGGCGAGUGGUACGAGCGAGCAAGUUCCGUCAUGUCUUUGGCCAGGCGGUGAAGAACGACCAGUGUUACGAUGACAUCCGCGUCUCCCGGGUCACGUGGGACAGCUCCUUCUGUGCCGUCAACCCCAAAUUUGUCGCCAUCAUCAUCGAGGCCAGCGGGGGCGGAGCCUUCCUCGUCCUGCCUCUCCAAAAGACGGGUCGCAUAGACAAGGCCUACCCGACAGUCUGCGGUCACACGGGUCCGGUCCUGGAUAUCGACUGGUGCCCUCACAACGACCACGUCAUCGCCAGCGGCUCAGAGGACUGCACGGUUAUGGUGUGGCAGAUUCCGGAGAACGGUCUGGUCACCCCAUUGGCCGAUCCUGUGGUGGUGUUGGAGGGGCACUCCAAGAGGGUGGGCAUCGUCACCUGGCACCCCACUGCCCGCAACGUCCUAAUGAGCGCCGGCUGCGACAACCUGAUCAUCAUCUGGAACGUGGGGACGGGCGAGGCAAUGAUACAGCUGGAAGAUAUGCACCCGGACGUCAUCUUUAGCGCCUGCUGGAGCCGCAACGGAGCCCUCAUCUGCACCGCCUGCAAGGACAAGAAGAUCCGCGUGAUCGACCCCCGCAAGGAGAAGAUCGUGGCGGAGAAGGACAAGGCCCACGACGGCGCGCGGCCCAUGAGGGCCAUCUUCCUGGCCGACGGGAACAUCUUCACCACCGGCUUCAGCCGCAUGAGCGAGAGGCAGCUGGCGCUCUGGAACCCCAAAAGCAUGGACGAGCCCAUAUCGGUCCACGAGCUGGACACCAGCAACGGAGUGCUGCUGCCCUUCUACGAUCCGGACACCAACGUCGUCUAUCUGUGCGGGAAGGGCGACAGUAGCAUCCGGUACUUCGAGAUCACGGACGAGGCCCCGUACGUCCACUACCUCAACACCUUCUCCAGCAAGGAGCCCCAGAGGGGUAUGGGGUACAUGCCCAAGCGAGGGCUGGACGUGAACAAGUGCGAGAUUGCCAGGUUUUAUAAACUGCACGAGAGAAAGUGCGAGCCCAUCAUCAUGACAGUCCCCCGUAAGUCAGACCUGUUCCAGGAUGACCUGUAUCCAGACACAGCCGGGCCAGACUGCGCCAUCGAAGCGGAGGACUGGUUUGACGGGAAGAACGGCGAGCCCAUCCUCAUCUCCCUGAAGAACGGCUAUGUCCCUGGCAAGAACCGUGACCUCAAGGUGGUCAAGAAGUCCAACAUCCUGGAGGGCAAGCCAGCCAAGAAAGAAGAGAACACCUCGCCCGCCAAGACCAAGGCCUCUCCGCAGUUGUCGAUAAAAAAUGAAGGGAAACUGGAGGAGCUACUGCGAGAGGUCAAGUCGCUCAGGGACCUCGUCACCCUACAGGACCGUCGGAUCGCCAAACUGGAGGACCAAAUCUCCAAGGUCGCCAUUUAAGACUGGGCCCCCCGCUCAGGACCAAUCAUUGGCUGGGAGAGAAUCAAGUGGGCGGGGCCCGUCACUGCCAAAAUCUGAGAAUUCGGCAUCAUCAUUCCGCUUGGCGUUUGCCCGGCGACGAUCCCAACCACACAUUCCAAGAUGAACUUUUUAUUUCUCAUCAUGCCUACCCUCACACUUUCCUCUAAAACACUUAGAGAAAAAACUGUUGCAGUUCAUAGUCCACCUUUUUUACUGGAGAUGAAAUGCAUUUGAAUAACUGCAAUUUUUUUUCGUUGAUGGAAAAGUCUUACUGUUUUGUUAUGGUUUUAAAUUGUGGUGAAGAACAUUCUGAUAUGAAGUUGGUUCUUACUGCGAAUCUAUCAACAAUUGUGUGUAGCCAUCAGUAUUGCCAUAUUCCCUUGAUUUUUGUGCUGCCAAAUUUGGUGUGUGUGUGUAGUUCAUGCACCGCUUUUACAUUUUUACUUAUUGUGUGUCUUCUCUAUGGUUGUGCAUUCCAGUUCCAGACUAUAUGGUCAUAGACUAUAGUUCCACUUUCAAAAGAAAGACGAAAGAAGUCCAAAUGUCCCCGCCAAGCUUUGGUAUUGAGCGUCAGGCCCGUGAAAGGGGAAGGAUGUCCUCUGACUGAUCCUGUCAGCUCCUGCUCAUCUGGGUGUAGAUUUGAACUGUGGGGGUGUCUGGAGGCAGUGGGGUGGGGAUUAACCGCUGUUCUCUCCGGUGUAAAAUGUUGUGUAAAUGUAGUGUUGCCUCUGUCACUCUGUGGCUGGUAGUAGAGGUCAGUCUGAGUGAUGUGGGAUAUGGGGACCAGUCUCUCAGCACUUGUUUCACUCAACCCUCUGACAUAUAGUUCUGUGCAUGCAAUAAAGAUUUUACUCAUGCCAAUGUCUUCUCCACAAUAAAUCCCUAAAUUCUUCCUUUGCA
This is a messenger RNA of Esox lucius (northern pike), 4784 nucleotides long. It is a transcript of the gene coro1cb, whose product is annotated as coronin, actin binding protein, 1Cb. Gene Ontology annotation, molecular function: actin filament binding. Gene Ontology annotation, biological process: actin filament organization; cell migration. Lineage: Eukaryota; Metazoa; Chordata; Actinopteri; Esociformes; Esocidae. The coding region runs from base 153 to 3863 and encodes 1236 amino acids. The record is from RefSeq and is a predicted model, not a curated record. The transcript is spliced from 12 exons.